This is a messenger RNA of Prorocentrum cordatum, 3648 nucleotides long. Lineage: Eukaryota; Dinophyceae; Prorocentrales; Prorocentraceae. The record is from the annotation of a GenBank genome assembly.
AUGACGAGCGAGGCGGUGCAGGCGGCUCUGCAAUCAGGGAGCACUCCUGGGACGAGGGAGCGCAACAAGGCAGAGGAUGCCAUCGUUGCCUGGCGCGAUGAAGGCAAGGUCGAGGGCAACACCGAGGACCUCGCGCGCUUGUACUUGGCGCUGAAGCCUUUGGCGGCCGCGGAGAACAGGAAAGUCACCCCGAACAUGAUGAAGAGUUGGUACGGCGAGAUCAAGAAGGAAGUGGCCGUGAUGCGUUGGGUCUUCAUUCAGACCAAAGAGAAGCUUCCUGUCUUCCCGCCGAAGCUCGAGAAGGAGUGGCUGCUGCGGCCAGACGAGGUGGCGGAUCUGCCCUCCCACUUCGACCCCGAGGAGGUGUGGAUCAUCGACGACGGGUGCCCGCGCCCAGCCUUGGGCGCAGGCGUCUUGCACGUGCAAGUGCGGGUGGUGAAGACGCAGAAGGCGCCCGCGAAAGGGUCGCCGGCGCCGGCGAUCAUGGGCGCCGUUUCGCCAGCGUCCGAGAUGCCGGCUGCCAUGGCGUCGGCUUCGUCGGCCCCAGCAGGCGCCCCCGGCGCGCCCCCCCCGGGAGCCGGACCCGCGGGCCAGCAGGCGCCGAAGCCCGCGGCGAGGCGGGUCCUUGAGAAGCGCGAGUCCUUGACGGAUGAACAAGCCGCAGAGCAGCUCGCGCAGGGCAUCGAAGAGGAUUGCAAGAAUCAGCGCGUCUCUUCGAAGAACAAGGACCUGACGAGCACCGUGGAGGUUCGUUUCCGCAUGUGGCUGAGUCACUUGAAGACCCUCCGGGCCCGCGAGCAGGGCAAGACGGUGGAAGAGUUCGUGGAGUCCUUGGACCAGUACAACAAGGAAUUCCCGUCCUUCGUGGUGAAGUGCUUGUUAUUGACGGAGUGCUGGCCUCAGAUAGAGCCCGUCGCUUCGCAGCUGAAAGACUUGGGCGCGGAGUUCCCGUCUUUGCUCCCUCGACUGGGCAAGGCCAUCGUUGCGAUGUGCGAGCAGGGCUACGACCUCAACUUGGCAACUUUUGAGAUUGAUGGCCUGGCGCUCUCACGGAUGCCGACGCUAGUGCAUUCCCCCUUCGUCGAGUCCUACACCGCCGCCAAGCAAGCCCACCGCGUGAAGAUGCUGACGGACGAGAACUCUGGCAUGACCCCCGCCGCCAAGAAAGACAUGGUAGAGGAGGUGUUGGAGUUGUCAGCGUCUCUUCGGCCCGAGCACUUGCGACUUCUGAAGUUCGCCCAGACCUUCAUGGCGCUGAAUGGAAAGGCCUUGGGAUUUUGGUUACUCGAAGAGACGGGCCGGUUCGACCUGCUCGGCGAAUGGGAUGCCGACAGCGAGUUCAUGAAGGUGAAGCCGUUCGCAGACGCCAAGAGCAAGUGGCGCGACGCGCCAGCCGGAGAGUUCAUGUCUGCAGCCGACGUCAUCAUCAAACACGACCUGGUGGAGUCCGUGAAGUCCCCCGUUGCGAAGGCCGUCAUCGUGGACCUCGUCUCCUUGCAGGCGGCGGAGAACUCGUGCUCGCCCGGGAGCGCGUGGGCCACGUUCGGUCGCAAGCUCUUCGAGGACGUCGCGGCGUCCCGCCUGGGCUUGAAGCGCCCCGGCGUGGAGCUGUCGACCGCUGCCGACAUGCCGGAGGGUUUCCCCGAGUCCUGCCAGGCGGAGCUGCGCGACGUCAUCCUCGGGUUGGCGAAGAAGGCCACCCCGGAGCUGCGCGACUACAUCUUGGGCUUGGCGAAGAAUGCGGCCGAGGCGCCCGCUCAGGUUGCCAAGGGGCCCGCUAAGGUCAAGAAGGAGCUCGCCGACGGCGCGACCGCCCUGGGCCAGCCGGGCCAGGCGGCUCAGGGGCCCGCUGAGGCGGGCGAGGUGACGACGGAGACCGCUCCCGCAGAGCCGCAGGGCGCUCCGGAAGCCGCGUCUGAGGGCGACGGGAGUGCCGAGGUCGCCGAGGCCAUGGCCCUCGCCGCCUACGAGAGCCACAAGAAGCUCCCGCUAGGCACGGCGACGCUCGACCAGGUCGCAAGCUCGAGCGCCGGGGUCGCGACCGCCACGGGUCAGCCGGGCCAGGCGGCGACCGCGGCCGGUGGCUCUGACCUUGCGGCGACGCCUGACGCCGCGCCGCCGCCGCCGCAGGCGGCGGCGGCGGCAGCGGCGCAGCAGGCGACGGCACCCUUCAAGGCGGGCGAUAAAGUCCGCACCAUCGCCAUCAAGGAAAAGGAGAAAUGGAACGACCAGCAGGCUACGGCGCUCAGGAUGGUCGGUUGGGAGGGCAAGAAGUACUCGGUCAUGAUGGAGUCGGGGCCCCAGAAAGGAAAGAAGCGGGAUUACGAGAGCAGGUUCCUGAAGCCGUGGGAGGCCUCGGCGGAGAAGACCCUGGUCGCGCCGGCGGGGCAGUCGCCGGCCCCCUCGCCGGCCGAUGACGAGGCGGCCAGGGCAGCGAAGAAGCAGCGCUCGAUGGAGCUCACGAGGCGCUUGUUCGGGAAGCUCCCGGAGGUACUGAGCAGGGUUGCGGCCCGGGGCAACGAGGUUGCCGUCCACGCUGUCUGCAGCAGCCUCGACGACCAGGACGUGUUCGUGAGGCUCGAGGCACUGGAGGUGCUGCCCAAGCUGGCGCGGAGCAGCGACGAGCGUGUGGCGGCCAAGGUGCGGCUCAAGCUGGCAGACAGGGACCGUCAGGUGCGCGACGCGGCGAAGGCUGCGCUGGGCUCCCUGGGCGGCCCAGACGCCGACGGCGGCGAGCCGGAGCGGAAGACGCAGCCCGGGAGCUGGAGCGAGUCGGGCAAGGAAGUCUGCCAGGACCUGAAGAUGGCGGGCGCGGCGGCCGGCGGCUGCGAGGCGACGUGGGAGUCUCUCAACCAGGAGGUGGAGCGCCUGACCGCCGGCCGGCGGCGCGGCGUGAACUUCUCGGAGGACUUCGCGGUGGACCGCGUGCGCGCGGCGCUGGCGAAGCUGCACCAGCAGCAUUGUCGCCAAGGCGAGGGCGGCGGCGCACUCGCGGGCGCGGCCGCGGCGCGGGGCGAAGCAGGAGACCCGCUUGCGCUGCUGCCCCGCCGCCCGUCGGCUGGUGCCCGCGGGCAAGUGGAAGAUCUGGUCGGGCUGCGCAUCGAGCUCGCCAUGGAGGAGCAACGAUCCCUCAUGCAGCGGGCCAAGAUCGACGAGGCGCGGAUGCAGAUCGCGCGGGCGACCGAGCAGCGGGAUUGUCUCAAGCAGGAGCUGGCGGUCGAGGAGGCGGGGCGUCGCAGCGCCAGCGAGGUCCAGGCGAGCCAGUGGCGCGAGGCCGCCCUGCGCACGCACCUCUGCCUGGCGAGCCUCCGGGCCAAGGAGCAGGAGAUCAGCCAGCUGCAGGCCACGCUCAGCAAGCCUGGCGGGGCUGCCGAGACGGGAGACAGGCCGACCGCCUUCCACUCGGAGGCCGGCCCGCCGAGGCAGCCUGGGCACCUCGCCUGCGCCGCGGGCGCUUCCCGCACACGUCAGGGCGGCGGCACCGGGGGCGGUGCCGACGAGGCGCGACCGCACGGGCUUUCCUGCAGGAUCCUGCAGGAGUGUGCCGGAUCAUGCCAGGCCUGGCUGACCCGGGCCCAGAUUGACCCGGGUCAGUAUGUCGUUACAGCCGCCGCCUGUGGAGACGGAGUUCACGCCGAGCGCGGGUAA